UUGGUUAAAUGUGCCUCUGACCAUCAAAUUUCUCAUUCAUUUCCAAAAUGGCGGACGAAGAGACGCGAAAACGUGCUAAGGACUCUUCAGAGGACAGCGCCGACGAAGGAGAAGACGGAGAAGAAGAUGUGAUUGGUCCAAUGCCAGCACCUCCUCCUAAAGCUAAGAAAAGGAGAGUCCUAGAGUUUGAGGAAGUUUACCUGUGUAACUUACCUUCUGCUGAAUCCUAUGAGAGGAGCUUUAUGCAUCGUGAUGUCGUCUCACAUAUACUUGUCACUAUAACGGAUUUUCUCAUAACGGCAAGUUGUGAUGGACACAUCAAGUUUUGGAAAAGACAAGAUGAUGGGGUUGAAUUUGUGAAGCACUUCAAAGCACAUAUGGGAAUGAUUCAUUGUAUUGCGGCAAGUGCUGACGGACAGAUCAUGUGUUCCACAGCUGAGGAUAAAUCACUGAAAGUGUUUGAUGUCGUCAACUUUGAUAUGAUCAACAUGUUAAGACUAAAUUAUGAACCUGGGCGAUGUGAAUGGAUUUUCCCACCUGGAGCUGCAGUGGCUGCUGUUGCAUGCUCAGAGAAAGAGACUGGAAUGAUUCAUGUUUAUGAUGGAAGAGGGAGCAGCACACCCCUUCACACAGUAAAUCUUCACACAAAACCAAUCACAUUUAUCAAGUACAAUGCUGUUUAUGAUGUGGCUGUGUCAGCAGAUGAGGCAGGCAUGAUUGAGUACUGGUCUGGUAUCAAACAUGAUGUACAGUUCCCCAAAAAUGUCAACUUUGAAUUUAAGACAGAUACAGACCUCUUUGAAUUUAUUAUGUGCAAGACGUUUCCCAUAUCUUUAGCAUUCUCACCAGAUGGAAAAUUAUUUGCCACGCUAGCGAUGGACAGAAAGGUAAGAGUGUUCAGAUUUUUAACUGGGAAGAAAACACGGGUAUUUGACGAGUCACUGCAAGUCUUUACAGAGAUGCAACAGCAAAAACAGCAACUUCCUGAUAUGGAAUUUGGCAGACGCAUGGCAACAGAGAGAGACCUAGAAAAGACGGAUACUUUGCGGUUCUGUAAUGUAGUAUUUGAUGAUAGUGGAUAUUUCGUGCUGUAUGCCACAAUGCUAGGAAUCAAAGUUAUCAACCUUCACACCAACAGAUGUGUAAGGACGAUAGGCAAGAUGGAAAAUGUUCGUUUUGUUCAACUCGCUCUACAUCAAGGCAAGGCCAAGAAAAGUAAAGCUGCAGUCACAAUGGAAAUGGAGGCAUCAGAAAACCCUUCGCUUCAAACUGUAGGCCCUGAUCCAAUGUUGUUUUGCACAGCAUCGAAGAAAAACAGAUUUUACAUAUUUUCAAGCAGGCAACCUGAUUUGAGGUGAGUCUUUUCCCAGCACUUACAAAUACAAAUUAGUACAUGUAUUAAAAUGUUAACAAUGACAAAGAUGAAAUUUAAGAUUCAGGUUCUAACCGAUCAAAAAUACUCAUUUCUAGAUUUAAAAAUAACGGGAGAAUUACAUUUCUCAAACGCCAGAAAAUUUUAGACUGAUGAGUAAGUAAAAUAAUUGAGAAGUAAACAUCUAGAAUAUCUACUGUAAAUAUCCCGAAUACCGCUUACCAUCAUGGUCCACGUUUGAGUUGGUGAGCACUUAUUGACCGCUUGUGCUAAUAUAUUUGGUUACCGAGUAUUCGUAUUCUAAUAAGAAACAGUUAAAGGAAUAUAAUCCGUUUGUUAAGUACCAAAAAAAAUUAUCUAGCCAGCACUUUUCUUAAGGUUUGCUCGAGAUAAAAUUGGAAUUUGCUCUUCCACUAUUGCGCCCGUCCCUACCCCCCUCG
This is a messenger RNA of Pocillopora damicornis (cauliflower coral), 1812 nucleotides long. Its product is annotated as peptidylprolyl isomerase domain and WD repeat-containing protein 1. The record is from RefSeq and is a predicted model, not a curated record. Gene Ontology annotation, molecular function: protein binding; peptidyl-prolyl cis-trans isomerase activity. Gene Ontology annotation, biological process: protein peptidyl-prolyl isomerization. NCBI's taxonomy places the organism in Eukaryota, Metazoa, Cnidaria, Anthozoa, Scleractinia, Pocilloporidae.